This is a messenger RNA of Cajanus cajan (pigeon pea), 1730 nucleotides long. Its product is annotated as beta-glucosidase 46. The record is from RefSeq and is a predicted model, not a curated record. Gene Ontology annotation, biological process: carbohydrate metabolic process. NCBI's taxonomy places the organism in Eukaryota, Viridiplantae, Streptophyta, Magnoliopsida, Fabales, Fabaceae. Gene Ontology annotation, molecular function: beta-glucosidase activity.
CAUGAUUGACGUGGAUGUAGACUAAAGAAUCUUAUAGCAAUGGUUUCCACUUGCACAGUAUUUGUGUUCAUAUUUUUGGUUGCACCAUAUCAGCUCCUUGUUCUCUCAAACCACUUGGAUCUUUCUCCGCUUCCCACUGAUUUCCUCUUCGGCACUGCUUCUUCGUCUUACCAGUAUGAAGGAGCUUAUAAGAGUGAUGGCAAAGGCCUAAGCAACUGGGAUAACUUCACUCAUGGUCACGGACAAGGUCGAAUACUCGAUGGGACCAAUGCGGAUAUUGCUGAUGAUCAUUAUAAUCGUUACCUGGAGGAUAUAGAUCUAAUGAAAGCUUUGGGAGUAAACAGCUACAGGCUAUCCAUUUCAUGGGCAAGAAUUCUACCAAGGGGUAGAUUUGGAGAGGUCAACCAUGCAGGUAUCGACUUCUAUAACAGACUAAUUGAUGCUCUACUACUCAAAGGGAUCCAACCCUUUGUGACUCUUAGUCACUAUGACAUUCCCCAAGAGCUGGAGGACAGAUAUGGGAGUUGGCUAAGUCCCCAAUCACAGGAAGAUUUUGCAUAUUAUGCGAACCUAUGUUUUAAAACCUUUGGUGACAGAGUUAAGUACUGGGUCACAUUCAAUGAGCCAAAUAACCUAGUGCCACUUGGCUACCGUUCAGGUUUAUUUCCUCCAUGUCGUUGCUCUGGCCCAUUAGGAAUGGCAAAAUGCGGUGGAGGAGAUUCAGAAAAGGAACCCUUUGUAGCAGCUCAUAACAUUAUCCUGUCACAUGCAGCUGCAGUUGAUAUCUAUAGAGCCAAAUACCAGACUGAGCAAAAAGGAAGAAUCGGUAUAGUCCUUCAACAUGAAUGGUAUGAACCGAUAAGCAAUUCAACAGCUGACAUUUUGGCUACCGAAAGAGCAAGAUCAUUCACCUUCAAUUGGUUCUUGGAUCCAAUCAUAUUGGGAAAGUACCCCACAGAGAUGGAGAAUGUUCUUGGAAGCCUCUUACCCAAAUUUUCCAGCAACGAAAAAGAGAAACUCAAGAAAGGAUUGGACUUCAUUGGCGUCAAUUACUACACAGCUUUCUAUGUCCAAGACUGCAUGUACUCCGCGUGCAAAUCAGGACCCGGGAUUUCCAGAACAGAGGGUUCAUACCUGAAACUUGGAGAAAAAAAUGGUGUCGCAAUUGGUGAACGUACUUCAUUUAGUUGGUUUAAUAUUUACCCAGAAGGCAUGGAAAAAUCUGUCACGUAUGUGAGAAAUAGAUACAACAAUACUCCAAUGUUCAUAACUGAAAAUGGGUAUCCCGAACAAGAUGACCCAAAAUUCACUUCGGAAGAACAUCUUAAUGACUUUAAAAGAAUAAAGUACAUGGAGGAUCACAUAGAGGCCCUAUUAGCAGCAAUAAGGAAAGGAGCAGAUGUGAGGGGAUACUUUGCCUGGUCCUUGCUCGACAGCUUUGAGUGGAUAUAUGGAUAUACUGUAAGAUAUGGGUUCCAUCAUGUGGAUUAUGCCACGUUGAAGAGAACUCCAAGAUUAUCAGCAAGUUGGUACAAGCAAUUCCUUGUAAAGUACAAGGAAACCUUUUCAUUGGGCAUCAGAGGGAAAGAAAAACUCGUACAACACACUUGAAACAAAAAGCUUAUAACCUAAAUGUAGAACCUUAUCGGCUACAAUUCUUAGUUUAUGAUAUAUUGUCAGUACUUCUGCCUUUAAUCAAAUGAUGCUUCGUUCCCUCUUUGUACUAAAAC